This is a messenger RNA of Suillus subaureus, 822 nucleotides long. Its product is annotated as CHAT domain-containing protein. NCBI's taxonomy places the organism in Eukaryota, Fungi, Basidiomycota, Agaricomycetes, Boletales, Suillaceae. The record is from RefSeq and is a predicted model, not a curated record. The transcript has a single exon. Bases 1 to 822 code for a protein of 273 amino acids.
AUGUCGUUCACCCCCAUAGUCCAAUCUCUCGAGAAGUCCAAAAUUCGCCCUCGCUCAUGUAUCUGGUGGUGUCCCACUACUGAAUUCACGCUGCUUGCCAUCCAUGCGGCAGGACCCUACGAGGAGAACAAAGAUAAUUUGUCUGACGUUUACAUCUCCUCUUACACCCCCACUUUGGCGACUCAUUCGUGCGAGAAAGCAGGCUUCUCAAGAUCCGUCCUUGCAACAUUUUGUUGCCAUUGGUCAAGCGAACCCAGAGGGAAGGGACUCCGAUGUGUCACUCCUGAGCUAUCCAUCGUAGCUAAACGUCUUGAGCCCACCGUGUCGUCCUUAACAUCGCUUGAGGACAGCGAGGCAACAGUGCAGGGUGCACUCGAUGCACUCAAUCAUAAGCAGCGGCUUCACCUAGCCUGCCAUGGAAUACCGAAUCGACAGCAACCAUUCGAGUCCUCGUUUGCCAUGCGCGAUGGGCCUUUAAUGAUCAAGGACAUCAUCCGAUCCAACUGGCAGAACUUGGAGUUUGCAUUCUUAUCGGCCUGCCACACUACUGUGGGCGAUGAGAAGAGUCACGAUGAGUCGAUCCAUCUUGCUGCAGCUAUGCAAUCCUGCGGGUUUCGCGGUGUGAUUGGUUCCAUGUGGUCUGUUGAUGACGAGGUUGCACGCCAGGUUGUGUCUGCUUUCUACCGUAAACUCAUUCGAGUUGAUGAUUCAAGGAGAUUGGACUGCACACAUGCUGCGGUAGCGCUGCAUAAGGCUGUGAAGUCGUUGCGCAACAAGAUUCUACUAGGACAGCAGAUUGUAUUUGUCCACAUGGGUGUGUAG